This is a messenger RNA of Aphis gossypii (cotton aphid), 5635 nucleotides long. RefSeq lists its product as uncharacterized. The record is from RefSeq and is a predicted model, not a curated record. The transcript is spliced from 7 exons. NCBI's taxonomy places the organism in Eukaryota, Metazoa, Arthropoda, Insecta, Hemiptera, Aphididae. Bases 812 to 3955 code for a protein of 1047 amino acids.
CGAGAUGUGAUUAAAAAAAUGACAUGAAUCGUACAGAUUUCUUAAUUUCACUAUUGUCGCAUACGACAACUGAAUGGCGAGUGGUUGGACCAACACGACUCUUAGAAGGCACGUGACUUUUCAUACGCUCGUCAGUCGUACGAAAUUCAAGAAUAUUGAAUCUCAUUCGACAACGCCCAAGAAUUGUCGUAUACGACUAAUAAAUAGCGCCGUUCAAGAAUUUCACUUCCGGAACGACUACCACAAUAUACCCGAUACCGUCCAUUAAUCUGUAUGUCUAUUGUCGAUUGUGUCUAUUGUUCCGUUCGACGAAGAGGUGCACUCUCCCCGACACCCGUCCGUCAUAUAUCUACGGAUAACCUAUAUCAGUGAUUUCGAAUUAUAGCCGGUAGAGUCGCGCCGAUCACCAAACACGUUUCUUACCGUGCACAUGCCGGGUUCUGUGAACAGUAAUCAGUAUUCACUAUUCAGUAUUCAGUAUCAGUCCGUCAUUUCCACAGUCAUGUUUGGUGUCGCGGGUUGCUGUCCGUGAGAGUCUUGUUCUGUGCACAAGAACGCGUCCGGUAGUUGCCGCCGCCACCGCUAGGACUAUCGCCCUGGACAGCGCACAUUUUUAAAAAUUAUAUGGUAUUUUAUUUAAAUGAAAAAAUUUGGUUUCUCUUCUGGUGAAUAUUUUGAUAGCCAAGCAAGAUAUAUAAUCUUGCUAUCCAUUCAAAUUUUCUAAAAAUUGAUGUGAAAAUAGAGUAAUUUUAUUUAAUGAUUGUAUGAGGCAUUUCAUACAAAAUACUAACAUAUAUUAACAUCAGAAAAUAUGAGUAAUAAUAUGAAAACUACAAAAGAUAGAAGAAAAAAAAUCCAACUAAAUGACAAAAUUAAAUACCAUACUAGAUUGCAACAAAAAAAAUUAAACCAACAUGAGCUAGCAAAAAUUAAAGCAGAAAAGCAUGAAUCAAAAAAUAUUAAAACUAAAGUUAAUAAACAAUUAACAAUAAAUAUCAAUGCCAAAACCCCAGAUAGUUCUGAAUCAUCGAUAAAUUUCAUUGGACCAUCUACUUAUGAACAGUCUAUUAAAAUCUCAAAUGAAAGAAAACAAAAAAAUUGGAACAAAAGUUUUAUGGAAAGAAAGAAAAAUAAAAAAAGUAGAAAAUCUAAUGUUCAACCUUUCCUUAAAAUUAACAAAAAGUGUUUCAAUAUAUCACUAGAUGACAUAUAUUAUAAAAACAAUUUUAUACUAACUCAUAGUUUUAAUAUCAAUGAGUUUUUAGACUCGUUUAAAUUUCUAUCAAGUCCAGAAGUUAAAGUUCUUGAUCAAACUUAUAAUAGUUAUUAUGAUCGUACUUUUUUUUUUUGUGAAGACAACUAUGUUUUUAAGCCUAAUGAUUGUAUUAAAAAAGAAAAUGAUGUGCAUAACUUAGAACAAAGUAUUUCUAUAAACCAAAAUAAUAGUGAUAACAAUCACAAUUUGAAUAUUUUUAAACUUUUAUUGCUUCAGUAUUGGUGCUUUUACGAUUUUAAUACACAAACAUUAUUUUCUAAAUUAAAUGAAUCAAAAAAAUCAGAAACAAAUUAUUCUGAAAUGCUUGAAUCAGACAUAAUAUCAUCAGCACAUACAAUAUAUUCUAAAUUUAUUACUACAAAAGAAGCAUCAUUACUCGGACAAUUAUUGAGUUCUGAAAUACCUAUACCUGGAAUAUCUGUAUAUGAAAAAGCGUGUUUUUUAUAUGAUUCAUUUUCCUUUAAAACACGAAAAAUAUAUUCUUUAAUAACAACAAUAACAAAAGUACAAUCAACCCAAAAUUCGAAUUCUAAGAUGAUUGAUAUGAAAAAAACAUCAAAAAUAUUUACCAAAUUGUUUAAAAUGAAAACAUUACUACCUUCUCAUGAAAUAUAUUUUGAAAUUACUUAUAUGGGCAAAGGAUUAAGUCUGCCAAAAACUUAUUCCGAGGUAACAACAAAAUUUAGAUUAUCUCUGCCAAUAAUUUAUUUCAAAAAUACUAAAAAAAAAGUCUCAAAAAAACUUGAUUUAUCUCUAAAUGAGUUAUUAUAUUCUAAAUUAGCUAAAACAAAACAAGAUUCGCCUGCAGAUAAAUUAUAUUUUAAAGCAGAAAAUGCAUCAUUUUCAUAUUCAAAUUUGAUUGAACUUAUAGACGAACCACGUUCACAACUAGAAACCAUUUUCAAUUUGAAUGUAACAGAGAGGAAAUAUUAUUUAAAAACAUACUCUAGGAAGAAUUUAAAGAAGAAAUUGUCUUUGCUAAAAUCAUAUUCUAAGGUUAUUGUGCAUAGUAAAAUUUUUCUCUUAAAAACAUUUUCCAAAAAGAAUAUAAGAGAUCAAAAAUAUAUAUUAGAAAUAUACAGCACACUUUUUGAAGCGACUAUAAAGGAAAAAUGUAUCAAGAAUGCAUCUAACAUCAACUUAUGUGUCAUCACUCAGAGUAGUCAAGUUAUUAGAAUUGCUAAUGAAGAUAAUUUUGAACAAUUAAAUCAUUAUCAAUCUAGUUCAGAUACCACUCACUUAAUUGGAUCCGAUUCAUGUUUGUAUGUUGAUUGUUACAAUUCCAAAAAAAAAAAAACUUCUCUAAUGAAUCUUAGAAAAUGUGCAUGUAUUGUAACGACUUGUGAAAAAAACAUAUCUCAUGUUUUUAGAUCAAAAUGGAUAACAAUAUUAAAACCUUUACUUUUAAUAAAUAAGAUCAACUUAAGAGUUCAAACUAAUGAGGAAGAAGCAACGCAUAAAAUUCCUAUUUGCAAUGAACAUUAUCAACAGAUACUGCUAAUAGCUCAAUGUCAGUUAUGUGGAAAUCAAGGGAUACAAAGGUUUCCUUUUCAUAAAUCUAAAGUGCAUGAAUAUCAAUCCGUUCUUAAUGAGGAAGAAAUUCCGGUAACAAUAAAAUAUGGCACUAUUGUUUGUAAAUUAUGUGACACUUAUUUAGAAUCACGAAGAAAUAAAACUACAAAACUAUCAUUUGAAAAUGAAAAAAGCUAUGACUCUACUAGAGUAAGGAUCAUGAAUCAUCUAUCGAAAAUAAAAAAAAUAGAUAACUCUGAAAUAAAUAUUAAAAAAACGGAGGAAGAUGAUCAAUUGUUAUUGGUUAAAUCUCUGCCAACAAAGAAAAGAAAUAUUUUCACUCCAGAUUCUUCUAUGGUAUUAAAACCUGUAUCAUCAGCAAUAGAAUUUGCCAAUACUACAACAACCGUUAUAACGACUACAAUAGGAACAAAGCCACUAAUGACAACAAGAACGAUGACUAUGGCAACUAUGUCUACAGUGUUAACUAGCACAACAGAAAGUGCAUCACUGUUAGAAUUCAAUCAAAAAACACAACCAACAUUCAACCCAUCUGUACCAAGAACUAUAAAAGAACCUGUAACUACUAAUUAUAGAAAACAUUCUUUGACAGUUCAUAAGGUAACUACACCAGAUCACAGAAUUACAAUUCCAGUUGAAAAACCUGUGUCCCCUAUUGAUAAAGUUGAUAAAUCUAUGACUCAAAUUAAAAAAACUAAAACUCGAACUUCUAAGCCUAUGAUUCCAGUUGAUAGAUCCACGACUCUAGUUAAUAAACCUACGAUUUCAGUUGAUAAACCUAUGGUUGCCGAUCACAAACAAAAAUUUGUUUUCACCCCGGUUCUAAAAUCGAUAAAUACUUCGAAAUUUUAUGUACCGAAAGAACAUGUGAAAACUCCAAAUUCAGUUUCCCCAAUAAAAAUACCGACUAUUGUACAAACCGAUCAAUUGCUUAAUAAUUCAUUAGAUUCACGGUCUAAGUCACCGCUCACUGAGUUUCCCAAGUCAAGUCACCAACAAACUUCAAAACUUUUAUCGACCACACCAGACGUAAUCCAAUUUUAUAAAAAUCUCAAGGACACUUAUCCUGACGGAAAAGCAUUUGUCAACAAUUUAAUGAAAUUAGAAACAUGCCGCAAUCUAGGAUAUUUUACCGUAAAAAACUGAAACAAUUCACCAUCAACGAAAAUCUUGUACUGCAACCACUCCUCUUCAUAUGAUGCACUACCUUUCAAAACCUAAAAAAUAACUAACUUCAUCACGUAUCUACAAUUAUAACAACGGUCUUACAAAUAAUGACAACUUGAAUAACAAAUGUGUUAUAAGUAAAAACGAUAAAGGUUCAGAUUCACUCUUUAUCCCUGUUAAAACAACCUAUAAAUCUUACAAUAAGCCUAAGUUAGAGUCCAUUUCACUCAAAAACGUUAUCCAUAAGUUAUCUCAGCAUAACGAUACCAGCGAUAGCAAAAAACCAGCCAUUGCUUUACGCACAAAUGCUACUGAUAUGCCUAUAAUUACCACUAACUAUGCAGUUAUCCCUAUUCUCACAACUACUAUCACUACCACAGCCACUGAGUCUUUAGCCAAUGUCGUCUGUGCUACGUCGUCUAUUUUAUCCACGAUCUCUGAAGCAAUCACAGCUAAUGAAGUGCUAACUACUAUCGAAAUGGAUUCUAUAGCAACCAACACCAGCUUUAAUUACUGCCGUCGCUGACUCUACCGCAACCAUUAUGAAUACCAAAAUCCUUGUCAUUACUGAUCUGAUACGGUUACCAUCACAUCAGACAUCACUUAUACCGUUAAUGGCUUUACUACUAUCGCUAACGCUACCGACUUCGAAGAACCUACCACAACAAAUAUUGCCUCCGCAGUUUCCUCAACCAUUCAAUUACAGCAAUUACAACAACUGUAAUUCACGAUACCAACUCGGCUAAAAUUAACUCUGAAUCAUCUACAAUUCCCAAUUUAAUUUCUACCGAAUUUCCUAAUGUCGUUGACGCAUUCACCACAAUAUCUAACGCCUCACAAUUUACUUUUAAUGAAAACUCUGUAAACAAAUUAGUUCCCGCAAAUUCAAUAGAAAGUAUACACAAUGAUAUUACCAAUAUUUCUACACCGAUAUCGUCAGACAUCGUUAAAGCAUUCGCAGCUGAAUUGUUAUCGUCGUCGUCAAGUAAAGUAAAGCAGUUAUCCGACUAAGCUAAAAUUGACUCUGAAUCGUCUACUAUUACCAAUGUAAUUACUACUGAAUUUCCUACUUCAACUAUUAUUGCCGUUGACGCAUUCACCACAAUUAACGCAACCACUGAUAUCUUAGGUAUCACUACCACCAUAGCGGCCAUUUCUACGACCACAAUAUCUAACGCUUCACAAUGCAUGUCUAAUGAAAAUAGCGUAGACAAAUGAAUUCCUUAAACUCCAACUCAAAGUAUUAUUAAUGAUAUCAAAAAUAUUUCCUCUCCGACAUCGUCAAACAUCGUUAAAGCAUAUACUACUGAACUGUUAUCGUCGUCGUUGAGUAAAAUAAAGCAGAUAUUUGCUAUCAAUAAACCAAAAUAUUCUUUAAAACAUAUCAAUAUCAAACGGUUGAACAUAAUAAAAUUAAAAGAAGCUAUAAUACUUGAACUAUACUAUUAUUAAAUUAACAUAACCAACUCUGUUAUUGAACCCUACAUUUGUAUAAUGUAACAAAAAUUGAAUUUUUUUAAUGUAUUUAUGACGUUGAUUUCAUUGUAUGCAUAAUUUUCUUUUAAUUUCUUUUGUAAUGAAUGAACUAAUGUGUGCAAUAAAGUAUUAAAUGUCUGAAUAUUUUAUUGCACAAUAAUUAAUUAAAAAUAUCUUUUAAAA